AUGGGGAAGAACAAGAAGAAGAGAACUAGGGUUUCCGUUUCCGACGACGACGAAGAAAUCGAAACCGAAAUCAACAACGAUUCCAAUCAGAACGAAAACUCACUCUACCAGGUUCUUGGUGUGGAGAGUACGGCGACACAACAGGAAAUAAAGAAGGCGUAUCAUAAGUUGGCGUUGAGGCUUCAUCCUGAUAAGAACCCUGGCGACGAGGAAGCUAAAGCUAAGUUUCAGCAAUUGCAAAGUGUUAUCUCAAUUCUUGGAGAUGAACAAAAACGGGCAAUGUAUGAUCAGACUGGUUCUGUUGAACACGCUGACCUUGCUGGAGAUGUUGUUCAGAAUCUUCAAGAAUAUUUCAGAACAAUGUACAAGAAGGUCACCGAAGCUGAUAUUGAGGAGUUUGAAGCAAACUACAGGGGAUCUGACUCUGAGAAAAGUGAUUUGAUUAAUCUCUACAAGGAAUGCAAGGGUAAUAUGAACAGGUUAUUCUGCUCAAUGCUUUGUUCAGAUCCUAAACUUGACUCACACCGAUUCAAGGAUAUUAUUGAUGAGGCCAUAGCUUCUGGAGAACUAAAGGAAAAGAAAGCAUACAAGAAAUGGGCAAAGAAAAUUUCGGAAACCAAGCCACCAACUAGUCCUUUAAGGAGGAGGGAAAAAUCAAAUAAGGAUCAAAAAACAGAUCUGUAUGCUAUCAUAUCAAAACGACAAACUGAGAGGAAAGGCCAGCUUGACUCUAUGUUCUCGUCUUUAAUUUCAAAAUAUGGUGGAGACCAUGUGCCAGAACCAACUGAAGAGGAAUUUGAGGCUACACAAAGAAAGAUGGAAAGCCGAAGAAAGAUGGAAAGCGGAAGAUCUUCAAAAAAGGCAAAGCGAAAAUAA
Vicia faba (fava bean) is the source of this 876-nucleotide messenger RNA. The record is from the annotation of a GenBank genome assembly. Lineage: Eukaryota; Viridiplantae; Streptophyta; Magnoliopsida; Fabales; Fabaceae.